This is a messenger RNA of Brienomyrus brachyistius, 2876 nucleotides long. RefSeq names its product protein Wnt-6-like. Gene Ontology annotation, molecular function: frizzled binding; cytokine activity. Lineage: Eukaryota; Metazoa; Chordata; Actinopteri; Osteoglossiformes; Mormyridae. The record is from RefSeq and is a predicted model, not a curated record. Gene Ontology annotation, biological process: canonical Wnt signaling pathway; neuron differentiation; cell fate commitment. The transcript has 4 exons. Gene Ontology annotation, cellular component: extracellular region. Bases 260 to 1303 code for a protein of 347 amino acids.
UUGUGGGAUUCAUCUCUUGCGCUCAUUGUGAAAACGUUUUUAGACUUUUAGACCUUUUUAUAGCCACGGGCGACCACUGAUUUACCGAACUUUUGAGCAUCGUGUCACUGUACGCAGGUCCCUCGAUAAACCUUUUCCUAUAUUUUCCUUUUGUUUUCAUUUGGGACGGACAAUAUCAUUAUUAAAGAAUCGUUUUGACUUGGCAUCAACAUGAUAUUUUUCUAGGACUGAAGUCGCGCUAGUUUUUAUUCUCUGUCCGAUGGACAUUGUCGCGUUAUGGUGGGUGUCGGGGAGCCUGCCAGCCAUGGACUCCAACGGCAUAUGCCAGAAAAGCAGGCGUACAACAGGAAAUCAGGCGGCGCUGUGCCAGAGCCAACCAGAGGUGCUCCACGCUGUGGCCAGGGGCGCCAGUCUGGGCGUGCGCGAGUGUCAGCACCAGUUCAGACACCACCAGUGGAACUGCACGCAACAGGGCAAGUCUUUCCGCAGGGUAUUACAACAAGAUAUCCGAGAGACGGCAUUCGUGUUCGCCGUCGUCGCAGCCGGCUCAGUGCACGCCGUGACCCAGGCGUGCAGCGCAGGCGAGCUGCUGCAGUGCGGCUGCGAGGACCCUCACGGCAGGCGUCCGCCUCAACUGCCCGCCAUUUUUGGCAAGCAGGGGAUCACCUGGGAGUGGGGCGGCUGCGGAGAUGACGUGGAGUUUGGCUUCGAGGCAUCCAGGAGGUUCAUGGACACCAAGAGAAGGAAGACCAAGAGCGAUGUUAGGACCCUGAUUGACCUUCACAACUACGAGGCGGGAAGGCUGGUACAGUCAUGGAGCUUAUUCUGCCAAGGGCAGCACGCUGUGAGGAAUCAUAUGUGGACAGAGUGUAAAUGCCACGGGCUGUCAGGCUCCUGCUCUCUGAAGACCUGCUGGAGGAAGAUGCCCCAUUUCCGAGAUGUGGGUGACCGUCUACUGCAAGGCUACAACAAUGCUUUCAGGGUGAUGGGUAGCAAUGAUGGUGGGACGCUGGUUCCCGCUGGCCAGGGCGUGAAACCCCCAGACGGCCUGGACCUCGUCUACUCGGAUGAGUCUCCUGACUUCUGCCUUCCCUGCAGACGGACAGGUUCACUGGGCACGAGGGGCCGUGUCUGUGAUAGUUCGGUGGCUGACAUAGGGGGGUGCCACCUGCUCUGCUGUGGCCGUGGGCACAAGAAGGAGACGCAUCUGAUGGAACUGAACUGCCUUUGCAGGUUUCACUGGUGCUGCGUAGUGGAAUGCGAGAAGUGCUCCACAAGGAAGAACCUCACUCUCUGCCUGUAGAACUCUCUGGGGUGAAGAUUUCACCAAGGUCUCAACUUCUAUAAGCCCAUAACAGAAGGUUCUCAUCUUCUUAAAACUAUUUCCGAAAGGAAUGCCAGUUGGUUUCUAAAGGCCUCCAGAAGUGACUGAUAAGUCUGUGUCCAAGACCUUGUUAUGUCGGAAGUCUAUUCAUUUCCAGAAUGCAAAUGUAGAAUUUCUGGCUGACUGUCAGGUUCUGGGAUCCUCAAGAAUGCAAUAUCUUUUUCCCGGAAACAUAAUUCUCUAGAUCAGAGGGAAGGUUAACUUUGGUAAAUCUAAAACAAACCCUUCUGUUCCAUUAAAACUGUACAAUGCAUUCCUGUGGCAAAUACCCUCACCAUUUCUGAAAACUUAGCUACAGUGGGCAAAACGAGCAAGUGAAAGAGAGUAUCCUUGUCAGUUAUUAUGUAACAACGUAAACAUGGUACAGUGAAAAAUGAGUGCUGAAAUUCCUGCACAGAGCACACAGCAUAACUGUCACCAGAAGCGGACAUCUGGAUUACCGGUUUGUUCCCAUUACGCGCGUUGCGUUCCGCUCCUCAUCAGCGCACGUGUUUUGCGAUCCGGUAGAAUAUUGUACAUAGCAGAGAAAGCAGUGUUUAGUGUUCCCACCAUCGCGUUGCGCACUGCUGCAUGCAUUUCUCUGCACUGCACACACCAAACACGUCCCAAAUCGUCUGUAUGCGUUUUUUACUUCCCCUUUUCCCCACACAUGCUUGGGCGGUUCAUCAACUCCUCAUUCAGGGUCUAAAACUACCCUUUGUCUUGUCUCUCAAUCAGCAGGGGAUGGCCCCAGAACCUGCAGGUACACCUUCCGUGGCCUAUAAUUGCCACUAUGAGCACUAAAGCUAAAAGAGGCUCUGAAUUCAUUUUAAAGCAGAAUGUAGUCAGAAUCUGACGCCAAAAACAACCUGCGAUCUCCACACCAAAAUCUCCUCGCAAACCCACAAUACAAUACCAGUGUGAUCUAUUAAAUAUGUAGAACCAUAAAAACGCAUGCUGUAAACACAUAAAAAAUGCAACAUUAAACAUAUGUAUACUGUAUAUUAUGCGAGAUAACGCAGAAAGUCACGUGAAAAAAAAUAAACGCGAUACAACGCGUUGCACUUUUCGCUGCGUUUUUCGGUUUUUCUAGUAUGAACUCUAAUGGCUGUUGUAACUGAGAUCACAGAUUUUAAACCCAGUUUUACAACAUUCCCGCUUACCCCGAUGACAAAAGAGUGCAGUUAUUUUUAAAGCACUUUAAAUUCAGGCAAGCAUUUGUUUUUAAUUCUGAGCAAAAUAAAUGUUUUUUUCCAUUCUAUACAUUGAAUUUUAUUUACGUGCAUCUAAUGUCACCAAGGUCAGAAAAAAAAAUCUCUGUAUUCUGCUACUUGUUUUUAACAUCCUGUAACAUUUUAAUUCCCAAAUAAUUCUAUAGAUUCGCUGUACAACUGUGUAACGUUUCCUUCACCACCUCUGUGCAAAACUCCUGAACAGCAACUACUGGACAGGAAGAAUUAUAACAGAAAAAAUGUGAUGGAUUUUCUUUUUAUUACUGCUGUUUCACUGGGUA